Messenger RNA from Rana temporaria (common frog), 2207 nucleotides. RefSeq names its product GIPC PDZ domain containing family member 2 (gene GIPC2). The record is from RefSeq and is a predicted model, not a curated record. Lineage: Eukaryota; Metazoa; Chordata; Amphibia; Anura; Ranidae. Bases 171 to 1172 code for a protein of 333 amino acids. Gene Ontology annotation, molecular function: protein binding. The transcript is spliced from 6 exons.
UCAACGAAACAGGAAGUGUCUUACCUGUCUGCAUGUAAAGAGACGGCUCAGUGACAAGCACUCAAGAGAGAGACACCUUCCAUCCAAGAGGAGGAGGAGGAGGACAAGGAUCAGGAUCCAGGGGGGCUUAAUCAAUUCCAUCCCAUCACUGCGAUCCCUACUCCGCAACCAUGCCUCUAGGACUGAGAUCGAAGAUCAGAAGGAAGGCUAAGGAGGUCUCCUCGAAGUUGGUGGAAAGCGAAGAGGUGGUGGACAAGUCGGCGGGCAGCAGCGCCGCCAAGGAGCUGCCCAAUGCCAACGGGGCGCCCGGUCUGCCUCCCCCGCCCGUCAGCCUGCGCCCCAAACUGGUCUUCCACACCCAACUGGCACACGGCAGCCCCACCGGCAGGAUCGAGGGCUUCACCAACGUCAAGGAACUGUACGCCAAGAUCGCAGAUGCUUUCCAAAUCGCCCCAGAGGAGAUCCUAUUUUGCACCUUGAAUACACACAAAAUCGACAUGGACAAACUCCUAGGAGGUCAGAUCGGCCUGGAAGACUUCAUCUUCGCUCACGUAAGGGGCUCAAAGAAAGAGGUGGAAAUUUUAAAAACGGAUGAUGCUUUGGGGCUGACCAUCACCGACAAUGGAGCUGGCAUUGCUUUUAUAAAGCGAAUUAAAGAAGAGAGUGUAAUUGACACAGUAAAAGUUAUCAGCGUUGGGGACCACAUAGAUUCUAUAAACGGGAAGAAAAUUGUGGGAACACGCCAUUACGAAGUUGCCAAGAUGCUGAAAGAGCUGGAAAAGGGACAGACGUUCACCUUAAAGCUCAUAGAGCCUUUAAAAGCUUUCGAAAUGAUUGAGCCAAGGUCAAGAGGUGGAAAGACAACAGAUGGUAAAAUUUCCAGUGGAAGAGAAACAUUACGGUUACGAUCUAAAGGACCAGCUACCGUGGAAGAAAUGCCUACUGCUUUCGAAGAAAAGGCGAUUAAGAAAGUGGAUGACCUUCUAGAGAGCUACAUGGGCAUAAGAGACAUCGAGUUGGCCGCGACAAUGGUAGAAGCCGGAAGGGACAAGAAUAACCCAGAUGAGUUUGCUGUGGCUCUGGAUGAAGCUCUCGGAGACUUUGCUUUCCCGGACGAGUUUGUCUUUGAUGUUUGGGGAGCCAUUGGUGAUGCUAAAAAAGGGCGUCUUUAAUGCGAUCCACUGACAUUUCGAAUCCCCGUUAAUUACCCUUCUAAACACUUGACCGAUUUAAAUUUUAUAAUAGCGUUCCUCUGGGAUAAGCCACAGGACACUCCACGAAUUCCACUGAUUUCACAAACCAAGCAAUCAACUUGUGUAUAUCUCCAGAAUGACAGACUGCGCACUUUUUUGUCCGGUUGUAGUGAGUCUCUACAGCGCACAUAUAAUGUGAAAACGGCGAUUGUUAUUGAGUCGCUUAUUACUUUGUAUAGGGGGAAUCCACUCAUUAUCGUUGCUUUGCUUUGAGUGGAUGGAGGUCUGAAUCACCAACUGGAUUUUCUUAUGCGUCCCUUUGGUAGGAUCUCGGAACCUGAGUUCCCAUCUCCACCCAUUUCUAGGGUCAAUAUAAGGAUGGUCUCUGCCCCUAUUGGAGUUUUUAUUCAAUGUAUAUUUAGAGUAACGCAGCAUGAAGUAUGAAGCUCCGUAGUGGUGGAAGCAAAACUAUAAAUUUGCCAAGUCUCAAUUUAUUUUUAAAGGUUUUGGGUGAUCUUGUCCAUUAGGGAAAAAAACAAGACUUGGACCAGGUAUGGAUACCUAUAACGAAAUAUGAAAUAUCUGUCAGAUAUAGUUGUUUAGAGCUUGCCACAUACUGUAUAGUACAUAAUGAUUUACAAUCUUCUGUCGUUUUGCUAGAUACUGUGAGGGUCUACCUGACUGGGUAUAAGUAAAAUGGAUUAUUUUGAGAGAGGAGACGGUGGGGGGUGGUUGGUAAUAACACAUAACUCCUGUGAUUCUGGACAGGCAGCAUGUAUGGUCUUGCCUAUCUAGACUGAGAGAUGUGGGGGUUGGUUGGUAAUAAUACAAACAUUUGCGAUUCUAGACUGGUAGCCUGUACAAUACUGCCCACCAUAGAGGAGGGCGGGUGAUCGUUAGUAUAGAGUAUAACACCCCAUUCACACUUGCGCGACUUUGGAUAUCAACUUUUUCCAAUGAUAACCAUUCAUAUAUGUGCGACUUAGUUGCAACUACUUUAACCACUUAGGCUGC